ACAGUUUCACAAUGUUCAUGGUCACCAGCAGAGAAUCCUCACCAACUCCUGUACUCACUAACAGAGCUGAUGUCCUCCCCCUCCUCGCUACAUUAUGUUGUGACGUUACCGAGUCCAAGAGGUGCUCACAUUACAUUGAGUCUAUGCAAUGGUAGAUUGGUUAAGUGUGGUAAUGAGCACAUUCAGGGUAGUUGUAUUACUGUGCCUGGAAUCAAGCCUACUGUAGCAGGUAAAACUAUCAGUGUACAGUCAUUAGAGGUUAGUAUGGCCAGCAGUGGCUUCCAAUUAAUCCUUGACAAUGGAGCAACUUGUGAAGUGACUAGCAAGCCUCGUCGAACAGUUUUAAUGUUUCCGUGUGAUCCAAAUAAGGAAGUGUCACCAUCUGCUUUUGCUCCACUCAAGGCGUAUGAAGGAGACAAGAAGUUGAUUUGUAAUUAUUUUGUUGAUUUUCCUCCAAGUCAAUAUGGCUGCCCAGUAUUCCUGGAGGAUAACCGUAUCAUCAUUGAAGCUGUAUCAGGCUGUAUAAACUCCUCUCCCACAAAAACCACCUCCAAUUGUCAUUACAAUGGUGGACAGACCCUCUCCUUAAUUGGACUUGGAUUUCACACUCUCUGCCCACAAUACAGCACACAAUCAGCUCAACAAUCGGCUACCAUUAACACAGAUAGACUUCAAUUGACACCCCAAACCCUCUCAGACUGUACUCAUCACUUAAAAUCUACUUAUAGUAUUCUUAUUGGUGAUACCACUCAUUGCACUGACCCUAUACUAGUAUCUCCUUAUGUUAUUAAUUGUACCCUGGCUGGAGGGAGAGGAGAAGGACUUGAUGUCAAGUUGGCAGUGAAAGAUUGUCAAGGAAGCUCAUCUCAUUAUUGUGCUAGUUCAUCUGGUGUUGUUGCUGUUUUGUCUGGGGGCGUGUCUUAUCGAGAAGCCGUUAAUUUUAAGGACAAGUUUAGUAGAUUUGUUGAGCUUGGUGUGGGUGGACUGAAGAAGGAGAUAGAGGAACUGUAUAGAAGAGCUUUUGCCUCAAGAGAUGUGUCACCUGAUUUAUUGGCUCAGUUAGGUAUUACACAUAUAAAGGGUAUCUUAUUAUAUGGUCCACCUGGUGCUGGUAAGACUCUACUAGCAAGAACAGUGGCUCAUUUAUUAGGAUCAAAACAGGUUCAGUUGAUCAAUGGUCCUGAAAUUGUGAGUAAAUUUUUAGGAGAGAGUGAAAGAAAUCUAAGAUAUUAUUUUCAAGAAGCUGCUGAUGCCUAUAAGACUCAUGGUGAUGCUAGUGAACUGUAUGUUAUAAUUAUUGAUGAGAUUGAGGCAAUCUGCAAACCAAGAGGUAAGAUUGAUCAGUCUUCUGCUGGAGCUGCUUACGACAGUUUAGUGAAUCAAUUAUUAACAUUACUGGAUGGAUUGAGUCAAUCUAGUAAUGUUCUUGUUAUUGGUAUGACGAAUAGGAAAGAGCUGAUGGAUCCAGCACUACUAAGGCCAGGAAGGUAA
This is a messenger RNA of Amphimedon queenslandica, 1491 nucleotides long. RefSeq names its product peroxisomal biogenesis factor 6-like. Bases 70 to 1491 code for a protein of 473 amino acids. Gene Ontology annotation, cellular component: Golgi stack. Gene Ontology annotation, molecular function: ATP hydrolysis activity; ATP binding. The transcript has 9 exons. The record is from RefSeq and is a predicted model, not a curated record. Gene Ontology annotation, biological process: intra-Golgi vesicle-mediated transport; Golgi to plasma membrane protein transport; SNARE complex disassembly. Lineage: Eukaryota; Metazoa; Porifera; Demospongiae; Haplosclerida; Niphatidae.